AUGAAUCAUCCUGAGAUGCGCGAAAAUGGUGAGCUGCCUCUAUUGAAGGCCGCCACGUGUGGUCCUGAUCGGGCAAUGUACGUCAUCCGCAAUCAUGGUAUGUCAGUCACUGCCACAUCUGCAGAAGAUAACAUGACACUCCACUGGGUGGCAGGUAUACCUAACACAAAUUAUCUUGUGAGAUAUCUGAUCCUGUCGGGUGCCUCCACGACGCCCGAGGUGAACAUUCAUGUUGAGUCAGAUCUCACUUUGGCCUCCCAUACGGUUGGUGGCUAG
This is a messenger RNA of Echinococcus granulosus, 276 nucleotides long. RefSeq lists its product as hypothetical. The coding region runs from base 1 to 276 and encodes 91 amino acids. The transcript has 3 exons. The record is from RefSeq and is a predicted model, not a curated record. NCBI's taxonomy places the organism in Eukaryota, Metazoa, Platyhelminthes, Cestoda, Cyclophyllidea, Taeniidae.